This is a messenger RNA of Daldinia loculata, 381 nucleotides long. RefSeq lists its product as uncharacterized. The transcript is spliced from 2 exons. Bases 1 to 381 code for a protein of 126 amino acids. Lineage: Eukaryota; Fungi; Ascomycota; Sordariomycetes; Xylariales; Hypoxylaceae. The record is from RefSeq and is a predicted model, not a curated record.
AUGGCUAUCCAGGAUUGGAAUAACAUAGUCCCCGAGAUCCCUGGAUACGGCUUGACCAAGAGCGCAGGUACCCUAUUAGUCCAGCAGAUGGCCAAAGACAUUUCGCCGAAGGACAUGCAGGUGCUCAGUUUUCACCCCGGGAGCGUCCUCACGGAAACCGUUCGGCGUGUUAUGGGUAAUAGAUUUGACGGCUUUGAUUUUGACGACGAGGAUCUUUGCGGACACUUUGCGGUCUGGGCUGCCUCUCGCGAAGCCGAGUUUCUCCACGGCCGCUUUGUGUGGGCCGCCUGGGAUGUAGACGAGUUAAGGAGUGGAGAGAUUAGAAAGCUGAUCGACAAAGAGCCUUAUUACCUGCAGAUAGGCGUCAAAGGUCUUACAUAA